This is a messenger RNA of Zasmidium cellare ATCC 36951, 249 nucleotides long. RefSeq lists its product as uncharacterized. NCBI's taxonomy places the organism in Eukaryota, Fungi, Ascomycota, Dothideomycetes, Mycosphaerellales, Mycosphaerellaceae. The coding region runs from base 1 to 249 and encodes 82 amino acids. The transcript is spliced from 2 exons. The record is from RefSeq and is a predicted model, not a curated record.
AUGGAGUCUCUGGCAGCGAGGAGCCUGAGGUCAAGCACGAGCAAUCUUGAACUUCGGAGGCCACCGUCAGGCCUCACUCUCAGCGGUGAUGAGACUGUUCUGGCAUCACUUCCAGCACGCACCGUCCAGCACGCGAAGGUGACGGCGGAAGCCGCGCGCCUCCUCAAGAAGAAGUACUCGGAGGAGCAAUACAACGGGUGGGGGAUGCCGCUCUCCCUUCAGAGCGAGCGGAUCUCCCACCUGGUAUAG